CUUGUUUUCAGGGACUAACUUUUCACCACCUCGAUGGCGGAGGAACUAUUGGUGUCGAACGAUGCAUCAUUUUGCUCGCACCUCACAAAGUCCCUGCUGGCGGUGGCUUUCCUGUCCUCAUUUGGCAGCUCAAUGCUCUACGGCUUCAAUUUGGCUGUCGUCAACUCUCCUGCGCAGUACAUCAAAGCCUUCUACAAUGAGACACUUAGGGAAGAAUACAACUGGAUUCUGGAUGAGGAAUCUCUCACAGUCUUGUAUUCUCUCACCGUGUCCAUCUUUGCUAUUGGUGGAAUGAUCGGAGCAAUGUUAGUGGGAAAAUUGGUGACCAAAUAUGGAAGGAAGGGGACGUUGGUGAGAUCCAGUGUGUUGGUGUUCAUCGGUGGAGGUCUUAUGGGCCUCAGCAGAGUCUGGAGAGAGCCAGCCAUGGUCAUCAUUGGACGCUUCAUUGUUGGGGUACAUUCCGGUAUCUCUCUCAGCGUCGUGCCAAUGUACCUUGGGGAGAUCGCACCUAAGAAUCUACGAGGCUUCCUGGCUCUUAUUCCCAGCAUCCACAUUUGUCUCGGGGUCUUCAUUGCUCAGGUGCUGGGACUUCACGAGCUGUUGGGAAAGGAAAAGCACUGGCCACUGCUCAUGUCUCUUGUGGUGUUUCCAACUCUGGUCCAGCUGAUGUUUCUACCAUGGUUUCCUGAAAGCCCACGCUACUUGUUGAUUGAAAAGGGAAACACUCAGGCCACAAUUGCAGCCCUCAAGUUGUUCCGUGCCAGAGGAAACAUCCAGGUGGAGGUGGAGGAGAUGCAGGAGGAACAACGCUCCUUGUCCUCCAUCCAGACCGUGUCUGUGUGCGGCCUCCUCAAGGACCGCUGCGUUCGCUGGCAGGUCAUCACCAUUAUCGUGGUCAACAUCGGAAUGCAGCUGUCUGGGAUUGAUGCGAUCUGGUUCUACACAAAUGAUAUAUUUGAGAAUGCUGGAAUUCCUAAGCCUCAUAUCCAGUACACCACAGUAGGAACUGGGGCCAUCGAGGUCAUCUCUGGGAUGCUGGGCUGUUUUACGAUUGAGCGUGUAGGCAGGAGACCUCUGAUGAUUGGCGGCUACCUCUUCAUGGCCCUCUGCUGUGCUGGCAUCACCAUUACAGCCCUCUUCCAGGUUCACUUGGCUUUCCUGCGCUACAUUAGCGUGGGCUGUGUUGUUGGCAUUAUCGGUGGUUUCUGCAUUGGUCCAGCUGGCGUUCCUUUCCUGAUCACUGCUGAGCUGUUCAAGCAGUCACACCGACCGGCCGCCUACACAGUAGGAGGUUGUCUCAACUGGUUGUCCAACUUCACCAUCGGUUUCGUCUUUCCCUUUCUUGAGCUGGCCACCGGUCCUUACUGUUACCUCAUCUUCUGUGCAAUCUGCUUGGGAGUGGCGGUCUACACCAUCUUCAUCAUCCCCGAGACCAAGAACAAAACCUUUAUGGAAAUCAGUCAAAUGUUUGCCUCCAAGAACGACAUCCUUGAAGAGGAGCUGACAUCCAACGGGCACCUGAAAAUGUCUCAGAUGAACGGCUACGGGACUUUGGACUAUCAUGGCAUCAAGUAAGCGUGGGGACAAAUGUGGACCCACUCGCUCUGUGACUGGACUGUGUUGCCAGGUGUAAGCCUGGCAGAGGUACGAGGUUUGAACAAUCGAUACUGUAGAGACAAUAAAUGCUAAAUUGUCUUCUGCCCACGUGUAAG
Nerophis lumbriciformis (worm pipefish) is the source of this 1712-nucleotide messenger RNA. RefSeq names its product solute carrier family 2 member 15b (gene slc2a15b). Gene Ontology annotation, molecular function: D-glucose transmembrane transporter activity. Gene Ontology annotation, cellular component: plasma membrane. Gene Ontology annotation, biological process: dehydroascorbic acid transport. NCBI's taxonomy places the organism in Eukaryota, Metazoa, Chordata, Actinopteri, Syngnathiformes, Syngnathidae. The record is from RefSeq and is a predicted model, not a curated record.